AUGCACACUUUUAAAACGUUACAUAAAUAUUUCGAACAAAAGACCUCGGAAUGGAAUAUCCUAGGCUUUCUUGAAAGUUGUGACCUGGAACCUUAUUCUAAGAAAAUAAAAGAAUACCUUAUAAAGAUUGCAGAUACGGAUGAAGAUCAAAGACGCGAAAGGGCUUGGAAAUUACAAGAUAUAAAGAGGGCCAAAGAAUGGGAAAAGACACGUUCGGGUAUGCGAGUUCAUAUCGAUCGAUCAAUGGAACAAAAUUCGAUGGAUAAUUAUUCCAUUCCUGAUCACGAGGAAGUUGAUAACGAAGAUAUUUACACAAAAAACAUCCAAUUUUUUCAUAAGAACGUGACAGAAGAAGUUCUGCGAGAUGCUUCAGAUCCAGAAUCUGAAAAGAGCCACUUAAAGAAGAUCUGGAAUUCGUUUGAGUCAUUAUGUGAAAUAAAGAAAAUCCGAUAUUCUUGCGAUACCAUAUCAUAUACAGGCAUUUUUGCUCAUAAAGACACUUUGAUCUAUUAUGGAUCCAAGACAUUUAUAAACGAUUAUCACCUAUUAACUUGUGAACAAACGGAACUUUCUUAUCGUGAAGAUUUUGUCAAUCCAAUAAUUGCAAAAGUUUUUGAUGAUAUCAUGGAUCUAAGUCGAGUGAAGACGAUAACGCCAACAUCACUUACAACGUGGAGCGAAAGGGCAACAACUCGCUUCCUUGGAAUCUUAUGGAAUCAUUGUAUAC
Funneliformis geosporum is the source of this 727-nucleotide messenger RNA. The record is from the annotation of a GenBank genome assembly. Lineage: Eukaryota; Fungi; Glomeromycota; Glomeromycetes; Glomerales; Glomeraceae.